AUGGUGUAUUGGGCAAAUCAUCUCUUUGGAAAGCAGAACACAUUUCCAGUAGCAGAGGGUGUUCCUGUCAGGCUGGUGGGUGGGAACAGCUGCUGCUCUGGGAGAGUUGAGGUUCUUCAUGAUGGCCAGUGGGGGACAGUGUGUGAUGAUUCCUGGGACAUGAACGAUGCCCAGGUUGUGUGCAGAGAGCUGGGCUGUGGCUCCGCUGUGUUGGCUCCAGGAAGUGCUCACUUUGGCCAAGGGAAUGGAACAAUCUGGUUGGAUGAUAUGGCAUGCAAUGGAUCAGAGACCUCACUGCACAGCUGUGGAUCACAAGGAUGGGGUAAAAAUAACUGUAACCACGGUGAAGAUGCUGGAGUGGUUUGCUCAGCAUUGCAGAGUGUUCCUGUCAGGCUGGUGGGUGGGAGCAGCUGCUGCUCUGGGAGAGUUGAGGUUCUUCAUGAUGGCCAGUGGGGGACAGUGUGUGAUGAUUCCUGGGACAUGAACGACGCCCAGGUUGUGUGCAGAGAGCUGGGCUGUGGCUCCGCUGUGUUGGCACAAGGAAGUGCUCACUUUGGCCAAGGGAAUGGAACAAUCUGGCUGGAUGAUGUGGCAUGCAACGGAUCAGAGACCUCACUGCACAGCUGUGGAUCACAAGGAUGGGGUAAAAAUAACUGUAACCACGGUGAAGAUGCUGGAGUGGUUUGCUCAGGGGAGGGUGUUCCUGUCAGGCUGGUGGGUGGGAACAGCUGCUGCUCUGGGAGAGUUGAGGUUCUUCAUGAUGGCCAGUGGGGGACAGUGUGUGAUGAUUCCUGGGACACGAACGACGCCCAGGUUGUGUGCAGAGAGCUGGGCUGUGGCUCCGCUGUGUUGGCACCAGGAAGUGCUCACUUUGGCCAAGGGAAAGGAACAAUCUGGCUGGAUGAUAUGGCAUGCAAUGGAUCAGAGACCUCACUGCACAGCUGUGGAUCACAAGGAUGGGGUAAACAUAACUGUAACCACGGUGAAGAUGCUGGAGUGGUUUGCUCAGCAAUGCAGAAUGUUUCUGUCAGGCUGGUGGGUGGGAACAGCUGCUGCUCUGGGAGAGUUGAGGUUCUUCAUGAUGGCCAGUGGGGGACAGUGUGUGAUGAUUCCUGGGACAUGAACGACACCCAGGUUGUGUGCAGAGAGCUGGGCUGUGGCUCCGCUGUGUUGGCUCCAGGAGGUGCUCACUUUAGCCAAGGGAAUGGAACAAUCUGGCUGGAUGAUAUGGCAUGCAAUGGAUCAGAGACCUCACUGCACAGCUGUGGAUCACAAGGAUGGGAGGAAUAA
Molecule: messenger RNA, 1290 nt
Organism: Acipenser ruthenus (sterlet)
Lineage: Eukaryota; Metazoa; Chordata; Actinopteri; Acipenseriformes; Acipenseridae
Product: deleted in malignant brain tumors 1 protein-like
Exons: 8
Coding region: 1-1290 (429 amino acids)
Cellular component (GO): membrane
Source: RefSeq, a predicted model, not a curated record